Messenger RNA from Sclerotinia borealis F-4128, 1275 nucleotides. NCBI's taxonomy places the organism in Eukaryota, Fungi, Ascomycota, Leotiomycetes, Helotiales, Sclerotiniaceae. The record is from the annotation of a GenBank genome assembly.
AUGCAAACCCCAGUCUCGCUUCUUUCGCCCCUUGGCUUUUCGUAUUACGCAAGAACCCAAAUACUACAACCAGAAUUCUACCAAGGUCUUAUUGAUCGAGGAUGGAGGCGUUCAGGUUCCUUACUAUACAAACCAGACUUACGGGAUUCUUGUUGUCCACAACAUACCAUCCGUCUUGAUUCUCACCAAUUCCACGCAACUAAAGAUCAGCGACAAGUUUUGAAUCGCUUCAACAGGUACAUCCUCGGAGAUACGUAUACCAAAGAAACAGCUAGAUUAUACCCCAAAUCACGGGAGCAAGCCAAGAAACGUAACACGGAUUUCGAUCUUCUGGAAAGAAUUCACGAAGGAGAGAAGGAACAAAUCAAGACUCCCCCAGAACCAGCUCACUCUUUUACCGUCACACUAGAACUCGAUGACUUUACCGAGGAAAAAUUUGCUCUUUUUGAAAACUACCAACGAAUCGUUCAUCAUGAACCACCCAAUAAAAUAAGCAAACAAGGAUUCAAGAAUUUUCUAUGUUCAUCACCCAUAUCCCGAAGUACCCAGACCAUCGAUGGCAAAACCAAACGCCUUGGAUCCUACCACCAAUGUUACCGCCUCGAUGGAAAAUUAAUCGCCAUGGGCGUCCUCGAUCUCCUCCCCCAAUGCAUCAGCGCAGUAUACUUCAUGUAUCACGAAUCCGUACAUUCUCACGGGUUUGGAAAACUAGGAGCAUUGAGAGAAAUUGCUUUGGCAAAGGAAGAUGGGUAUCAAUAUUGGUAUGCCGGGUUUUAUAUCCAUAGUUGUGUGAAGAUGAGAUAUAAAGGGGAUUAUAGCCCUCAAUAUUUUCUCGAUCCAGAAACGUAUUCUUGGAUAUUGUUUGAUGAGAACCUGAGAGGAAAAUUGGAUGCGAGGAAAUACGUUAGUGAGAAACAAGAGGAUUCGAAAUCAGAUCAAGGCCCAGAACCCAAACCAACAACCCAAACUCCAUGCGCAAAUCUAUCAGACCUCGACGAAGACGACGAAGACGACGACGUCCGCACCCCAAUAUUCCAAAGCCGAAUGCCCGGUCUCCUAUCCACCACCGAUCUCCAAACCAAAGCACCACUAGACAACAUCAAAAUUCGCAUUGGACGAGGUGAUGUAGAGACACGCGAAUUGGUUCUGACGCACCGAUUGGUGGGGUGGGAAACGGGUGUGCUGACGGAUAUGAAUAGUCUGAAGGGGAUUAUUGCGGAGUUGGUUAGUGCGGUGGGAGUGAGGUUGGCGGGGGUGAUGGAGGUUUAUUUUUGA